Molecule: messenger RNA, 1336 nt
Organism: Notolabrus celidotus (New Zealand spotty)
Lineage: Eukaryota; Metazoa; Chordata; Actinopteri; Labriformes; Labridae
Gene: ccdc33
Product: coiled-coil domain containing 33
Exons: 11
Coding region: 41-1228 (395 amino acids)
Cellular component (GO): peroxisome
Source: RefSeq, a predicted model, not a curated record
UGUGCUCGCUCCUCUGAUAAGGACUGGAUUUUUUUGUGGGAUGAAGGCAUCAAAAAAGACAAAAUCACUCAGCAGCCCCGAAGCUGUACAGAAACAUAGAUACAACCUCCCAUCCCAUGAUGCCCUGGCACAGAUCCUACCAAACAACCGCAUCAUCCUGAAGGGAGUGAAAACUGAGCUCCACAGAGAAACCAAACAAGAACAGAAGAUGCUAGCUAAGAAGCCAGAGGCAACACAGGCUAACAAACCCAAUAUUAACCACACCUAUCAAAUUCGUCAGCCACAUAAACGACCUCCCCUGCAUGACUUUGAGGUUGAUCCCCGUGUGGCAGAGAUCAGCGGUCUCCAAACUAAGGAGGCUGAAAACUACUGCUCGGCCAUGAGUAGAAUGGCAGAGGACAUCAUAGUGCUGAGGACACAGAUGGUGACGUUGGAGGCAGAAAACAGCCAGCUCCGCAUUGACCUGUCUUUGCACCAGGACCUCAGGACAGAUCCGCUGGAUGACUCAGACAUCGACUCAAUGGCCAAAGCUGAGAUUUCUAAGCAUAUAGCGUCUCUGAAAUUCAAGCUUGCCACUGAGUCCAAUAAUGCUGCCUCUCAAAGGGACAGGAUCCAACAGUUGCAGAAUGACCUGAUCAAGAAAAAUGACGGUGAGAAGGAGCUGCUAAAGCUCCAGAGAGUCCACCAGCAGCAGGAGGAUUUUCUGCAACAUCACCCGAGUCACUUAGCAAAGAUGGCAACCCUAGAGGCCACAGUGAAACAGCAGGCAAAGGUCAUUGAGAAGAUGGAGAAAGCUUUGGACAGCAACCUCAGGGAGAGGAAUAAGCAGAGUGUUGACAAAAUGCUGGUGGUGAAUAAGCAAAGAGGUGAGAUGGAAAAAAGAAAGGACGAGAAGGAGUCAGCCUUGACAGAAGAAAACAGACGCCUCAGAGAAGAGCUGGACAGGACUCGUCAACACCCUAACGCAUUUAUUAUCCCGCAGUCAGAACAGACACUCAAUGAGAGGCAGAUUUUACUUCACAAAGUGGAGCAGGCUGAGGCAAGAGCCCAAAUACUUGAGGCCCAGUUGGAGGAGAACUCAAAGCAAUGGGGGAAACAGAAACAAGAAAUGUUGACAAAACUGAGUGAGCACAGACACGGCUUUGUCCGGACAUCAACAACAAUCUUUCAUAAUGACACAUCAAAGUCUGUAUCAGAGGCACUGAGGAAGCAUAAGCCUGUGAAAUAACCUGUGAAUACAUCACAUUUACAUACACAAACCCAAGGCAAGGCAAGUUUAUUUACAAAGCACCAUUCAUACAAAGAGCAAUUCAAAGUGCUUUACAGAGUUAAAAAC